AUGCCAGUGAAUACGACAGAACCAGAUUGUGUCCGUGUGAAUCGUGCGAAAGCGUGUGCACAUACAUCAAGCCAGCCUAACAGUGACGACUUAGUGGAUGAUGGUCAUCGUUUGCGUGUGACUAAAAAUGCCCAUACAUUUAAGGGCAAGAAAGUAAUGGCUGAUAGCAAUAAAACUGAUGGCGAUGAUGUUGAUGUUGUUCUUCUUGGAGAUGGUACGGGCAGCGAGGAUGACGAUCAAUUCCCGAGUCUGAUUACGAGAUCGUCACCUGCUAUAUUCGUGAAGGCGAUUUCUGGUUUGUCAGAUGCUCAGAGGCACGCUGUUCGUGAUAUGGGUCUCGAACAUUUGUUAGAUUUGACCAUAACAGCCACACCAUUGAAGAUGGGCUUAUGGCUGGUGAACAAUUUCAAUCACCUGGAUCGAAAGUUGCGUUUAUAUGAUGGUGAAAAGGUGCACAUUAAGGAAGAAGACGUGCAUGCUGCAUUAGGCUUGCCCCGUGGAGAGAUUGAAAUUAGGAACAAGAAGAAGAGAGCUACAUCGGACUUGCUUGAUGAAUGGGUUAGUCUGUUCAAUGUGAGAAUACCGUCUAAUAUUACGGCGUCCAAGGUGUUGGAUAAGAUGCGUGAGUGCGAAGAUGGCGGUGACUGGUUCAAGCGACAUUUUCUCGUGCUUAUGGUCACUUGUCUGUUCGAGAGUUCUUCGAACGGGAUGGCAAACUUCCGUUUAGUCCAUAUGCUCGACGACCUAACCAAAGUAUGCAAGAUGAACUGGUGUUCAUAUAUGAUCCGAUGCCUUGUGGACACUAAGAGAUCGUGGGAUGCUAGCGGCAAACAAAAGAAGUAUACCGGUCCAUUGUUAUUUAUGACGCUGUUUUAUGUGGAUAAUGUCGUCCUGUCGAUGAGAUCUAUUUCAAGGUCGUUCCCCCUGUUUGUGUCAUGGACGAACGAGACAUUAAAGGCUAGGGAACAGGACGAGAUUGAAGCUGGAGGUUUUGGGAGAGGAUUUGUUGAGGCUGACAGGCACGUGGUCGUCGACCGUCACAAAUCGGACAGAUAUGAUGCCACAGCCAACAAUAACGAGAUCAAGAGCACAAUGGAACCCAGUGUGCAGGUGCGUUAUAUAUGUGAUGCUUAUGUUCAAGAAUUCGCAUCCAAAACAUGUCUUCUUGCUACAAUCGGAGAUGAAAUUUUGCAACUGGUUAAUAAGGCACCACAAGUUCUAGUCGGUGACGAGAAUUUUAUGAAAAUACGAGGCGCGGCGCAAAAGCUGUUAGGUGUGUAUUCCGGAGUUCCUAAAGCAAAUUCUGACCGUCACGAUCUAGGUCAACAUAAUCAUACCGUCCCCGCGAGUGAUAUGGAUACGGACAAUGCAAAUGGUGCUACCUAUCAGUUACUAGACGAUGCAUUCUGGAAUGAUCCUGAAACAUUGGCGGCGAUAGACUCGAUUUUGAAGGCGGUUGAGCGACGUGAUCAUUUCAAGAGGAUGCAGCUUGACGUUCCCAGUUUCAACUUAGGCAUCUCGUCAGAUGACGAUGAUGCAGGUGACACCCGUCAUCAACAUACGAGCGGGAUUGGCGUGGGUUCUGUACAUAAUGGGAUGCCUGAAACUGCUGAUAAGUCACUCAAUAUAGACGUGCAAAAAGAUGUUGGUCAGUCUGAGCAUGCAGUUGGUGAAGAAAUUGGGUUGCACGACAAAGGACAUAGGACGAUUGAUGUGACGAAAAAGUUGGACGGGACCGAGAAGAUGGUUGUUAAUUGGAUGCUGAAGAAUGAUGCUUCUGACGAGGGGGUGAUUGCGUUUCAGUCAACUGAACCAAUCGAACUAUAUGUGAAGAAGUCAGUUGUGGUAUGUCUGACUCCCGGCACUCCAAUUACUAAGGAAUUACUUGACUUAUGGUCUUUCAUUCUAAACUACAACGAGAACCUUAGAAGUCGUGGUGCACCAAAAUGUUUUUUUGCAUCAACUUCCCCGUGCAACGAGUUGUUCUUUGAUGGAAAACGGAAAAAAGAAACAAGCUAUAAAAAGUUUGCUCAGACACUAGACUCUGAAAUUACACAGACGUCCAUUUACGCAUUGAAUGAAAUACAAGUGUUUCUAUUUCCGGUGCACUCCGAGACAUUUCAUGGCUUAAUAUGUGUUGUCCCGGGAUCCCAAAAGCUGAUAAUCAUAGACAGUUCCGGAUCUCGCAAAGACGGAGCUCUUAUGAGAUCGAUUGUGCCACGAUCUGAGUUGUUGCAACGGUCGAUGUCAAAGUUUCUAGGUGAAAGGAAUUUGGCAAAAUUCUCCAUAUCAGUCGGGCUGGCUGUUCUUGAUGUGUUCGACACAGCGUGGACUGAGGGCGUCGACAAGGCAGACAUUGGAGUGAUCACAAUGCGUCACAUGGAGACGUUCAAGGGUGGCAUCUCGAAAACUUGGAAUCCGGGACUGAAAAGGGCAGACAAGGGCCAGAUCAAACUUAUCAGGAAGCGCUACACGUGCGUUAUAGCAUUUGCAUCGAACAACAAGUUGAAGGACAACAAUCUUGAAGAAGCACAUAAGUUUCACCCGGUUCACCUUGCAAACAAAAACAAAGCAGCCACAUGA
This is a messenger RNA of Striga asiatica, 2583 nucleotides long. Lineage: Eukaryota; Viridiplantae; Streptophyta; Magnoliopsida; Lamiales; Orobanchaceae. The record is from the annotation of a GenBank genome assembly.